CAGCCAUUAUUUUCACGUGUACAUAUAAUCUGUGACCAAUCGUUGAAACGAAAUUCAAUUCUCAUCAUGUGACCAGUCAUCAGACAACCAAUAGAAUACCAGUGAAUUUCAGCCAAUAAAAUUUCAGAUUAAAUUUCAUUUCUAUUGGAAAAUAUGUUAGCGAUGUGAUUGACUGGACUACCUGAAGCUAUAUAAACAAGAUAAAUCAAGCCUAACUCAUGGAUAUUUCUCCGACCUUAUACUCCGUUGCUAAAUUAUCCUGGAACUUCUGGCUGGUAUGUCAGGACAGCAGAAGCAUCAAAUAGUUAGCAUUCCCGUCAAUCGUGAACCAAGAUCAUUCGAAAAACAAAGACGUGAUCUGUUAACAGGCUUAGAACGUGGAGGUAGUGGGAGUAGUCAUUCUGGGAAUUCUAUCACGCCAUAUCAUGAUGACUGGACCGGUACAGUAGACCAUUGGGUCAACUCAGCAUGGAGAAGAUGGGAUGAAGAUAUGCGUCGAUUGAGGAGAGGGAUGUUUGCAUUAUUGCCAGUGGAUCAUUUUCCUCUAUCAACUCAUGAUCCAUUCGCUUUAAUGCAUCAAAUGGAGCAUCAUAUCCAGGAUAUUCGAGACAGAAUGGGUACACUGGAUGUUCCGUCUACUGCUUCAGCUAGCGAUUUCUUGAAGGAUGCCUAUGAAGUUGGUGAAGAUGGGAAGGUACAUUUUAAGGUGAGAUUUGAUGCAAAGGGCUUCGAUCCAGAAGACAUCAAUGUAACAUCGAGUGACAAUCGUCUGACAGUGCAUGCAAAGAAGGAGACGGUGAAAGAUGGUGGAAAGAGCAUUCGUGAGUUCUGUCGUAUGGUUGAGCUUCCACGAAGCAUUGACAACAAUCAUUUGAAAUGUCGUCUCACAGAUGAUGGUGUUCUGAUGUUGGAAGCACCUGUGAAGGUUCCUGAAUAUCAGUCACUAACACUGAAUGAGUCUGGUCAGGUGGGUGUUCGCCCGAAGUCAGAUAGUCAGCUGCAAGCAGUUCCUUCUUCGAAGGCUCUUGUCGUGAAAGGUACUCAUGGCCCAACGGUUUUGGAUGAUGGAUCUGGUGGAAAGCUCCUGCACGUAGAAGUUCCAGUGGAUCCUGUCUACAAGCCUGAGGAUUUAUGUGUGAAUGUGGAUUCGGGUCGUGUUGUGGUAAGUGGACGCCAUCAUAAGGAGAAGCAUAGUGCUCGUGGAGGGGCGAGUUCAUUGCUGAGUUCAGCCAGUCAUAUGCAAUUCCUGAGACGGUGGAUCCACUAUCUGUGACUUCUCAGUUAGUUGGGAACACAUUGGUUUUGGAAGCUCCAUUGAUGAAACACAAUGCAAUCACUCAUUAAAAGAAGAGUAUGAAUUGGUUUAAAACGACUCUAAUGUGAUUCACUCACUCUUGUGUGUAUUAAUGUAACUCCAAUACAUAUUCCUCACUAACCAAUCUGACUUUUCUCUGUUGUUGUGAUUGACGAAUUUACUUAACGGAACACUUGCAUUUCAAUAGAGUUGGUAGUGUAGUGUGUUGUAUCAAUUGUAUGUGGAUUGAUGAUAUUAAAUUCCUACGCUGAACUCGAUAGAUGAAGUGAUUUCGAACAGUUUCGAAGUUGAGGGCUUUCACUGACAGUUAGCCACAAUUCCGUUCUUGUUUGUUGUUGACGUUCAUGUGAUGGCUGUU
Messenger RNA from Trichobilharzia regenti, 1673 nucleotides. The record is from the annotation of a GenBank genome assembly. Lineage: Eukaryota; Metazoa; Platyhelminthes; Trematoda; Strigeidida; Schistosomatidae.